Molecule: messenger RNA, 3470 nt
Organism: Oncorhynchus tshawytscha (Chinook salmon)
Lineage: Eukaryota; Metazoa; Chordata; Actinopteri; Salmoniformes; Salmonidae
Product: TNF receptor-associated factor 2-like
Exons: 11
Coding region: 115-1695 (526 amino acids)
Biological process (GO): tumor necrosis factor-mediated signaling pathway; protein K63-linked ubiquitination; activation of NF-kappaB-inducing kinase activity
Cellular component (GO): cytoplasmic side of plasma membrane; plasma membrane signaling receptor complex
Molecular function (GO): zinc ion binding; ubiquitin protein ligase binding; tumor necrosis factor receptor binding
Source: RefSeq, a predicted model, not a curated record
CCGUAAUAAGUCACGUGAGCUGGUGUUGCAAAGCAACAGAAAAAGUACAGCACAAAAAGCUGUAGUACAUUGGGCCUUAAUUUGGAAAGCUGUAUGAGACGUUGAUGGAGAGGCAUGGCCCGCAUAUCUCUACCCUCUUUGGACUCCUCCCUUCCAGGGAUACCCCAGAGUGUCCUGGCUGUUUCCAUGGAAGCUAAGUACCAAUGUCAGCAGUGUCACCAGGUCCUGAGGAAGCCAGUCCAGGCUCAGUGUGGACAUCGUUUCUGUGUCCAUUGUUUCAAACUGCUCACCAGCUCCGGCCCAAAGCCCUGUGAAGCCUGUCGACAGGAAGAGAUAUAUGAGGAGCCACAGUCCAUUCUCAAUAGUAAUGAGGCUUUUCCAGACAAUGCAGCUGGUAGAGAAAUCGCCAGCCUGCCUGCCAAAUGUAUCAGUGAGGGAUGCUCUUGGACUGGUUGCAUAAAAGAAUAUGAGGCACAACAUGAGGGCAAGUGUGAGUAUGAGCGAGUACCAUGUGAAACCUGCCAGGUCCUUAUCCUGCGCAGUGAAAAAGAGAGGCAUAAUGAGAGAGAAUGUGAAGCAAGGACAUUGAACUGCAAGUACUGCAAAGUCUCCUUCAACUUCAAGGAAAUCAAGGCUCAUGAUGAAAUCUGCCAGAAGUUUCCCAUGCAGUGCAAGGACUGUGGAAAGAAAAAGAUCCCACGGGAAAAGUUUCUAGAUCACAGCAGAUCCUGUGCCAAGUCUAAGACUGCAUGUCCGUUCAGUGAGGUCGGCUGCAAGGUUGUGAUUGAUAAUGGGAAGCACAGUGACCACGAGCAGACUAGUGUCAUGGAGCACAUGCGUCUGAUCCUGGCGAUGAUGUCUCUGGUGCGGCUUCAGCGUCCAGAGGCCCCAGGGCUGGGGGAGUGGCAGGAGGACUCUGGGCUGGGCCUGUACCGCGCUCCCGAGGAUGGAGCCACGGCUACUGCAGCCACAGAUGGGGGAGGAGCCGCUGCCUCUGGACAGACCUUUGGUCUUGACCACAAGGUGAGAGCACUGGAGAAUAUAGUGUGUGUAUUGAACAGGGAAGUGGAGAGGAGUUCUCUCACUUUAGAGGCCUUCUCACGGCAACAUCGUCUAGACCAAGACAAGAUUGAGAACCUCGGCAACAAGGUACGUCAACUAGAGCGUACUCUCACCAUGCGGGACCUACAACUGGCUGAGACAGACCAGACUCUGAGAGAACUCCAGUUUUGCACCUUUGAUGGUGUCUUUGUCUGGAAGAUCGCCGACUUCUCACGGCGCCGCCAGGAUGCUGUGGCCGGGCGAACACCCGCUAUGUUCUCACCAGCAUUCUACUCAAGUAAAUAUGGCUAUAAGAUGUGUCUGAGACUGUAUCUGAAUGGGGACGGAACUGGUCGAGGGACUCACCUUUCUCUUUUCUUCGUGGUGAUGAGGGGCAAGUGUGACGCUCUGCUCAAAUGGCCCUUCAGUCAGAAGGUGACACUGAUGCUGCUGGAUCAGAAUAACAGGGAGCAUAUCAUUGAUGCCUUCCGGCCUGAUGUAAGCUCCACCUCUUUCCAGCGGCCAAUCAGUGAGAUGAACAUAGCCAGUGGCUGCCCACUCUUCUGCCCAUUGGCUAAACUGGCAGGCAAGAGCUCCUACCUUAGGGAUGACACCAUUUUCAUCAAGGCCAUUGUAGACCUCACAGGCCUGUAGUGACUGUGGAAGUCAAAGGCUUGUAGAAGUGGUGGUCAAAGGUCUGUAGAAACAGGAAGGGGUAGUUAAAGGCCCAAAAAUGCACAGCAGAAGAACACACACAAUGAUGACUUAUGACCAUAAAAUACAUUAAAUUAUAAAUAUAUUAAAUAAUAUAAUAUAAUUAUAAGCAUAAUCUAGGCAGUGUCUAUUUAGCCAGCUAACAGCAUUUGAAUGAAAACUCAGGUGGGUCAGAAAUUCUCUCAGGGAGAGCGCUAAUAUCUCAAGCUUUCGGUCCAUUCGUCAGAUCUGCAGGAUUAUAUAGAUAUUGUGAAUUGUAUUCAUUGAAGGCACUGGGAGUCACAUUUGUGGAACCAUCAAGUGUGCAGGAUGCACCACCAGUUGCAUGAUAAGGCAUUUACAGGGGAUUUCCAACAUAUUGUUUAUCAGAUUGCAAUGGAGGGUCUAGCCCACCCCAUAUGGGCCAUCUACGAGUGACGUGUUGUUCACCAUAGUUCACACUGUAAUAUUUAAAGUAAUAGUUACAGAGUCUUAUAGUGGAUGUCAGAAAUAGAUCUCGCAUAUGGGACAAUGGAGCGCCCUUCACUGGUAACGAAAAGAGAGAUCAGUAGAUUGGACACCAUUGCCUUGAAUUAAUAAGUCUCAACAUCCUUUACAUAAACAUGCAAAUUGUGGUGGACUGAACCAAUGCUUGAAUAGAGGACCACAGUAUGACUCAUAAUACCCAUAAAACCUAGCAGUCAAACAGGGAAAUGGUUCCAAUCAUUUUUUCACCAUUAAUUUUUCCCAUAGGGGAUUUUAGAAACACUUAAAAUAAGGGGUUUGUUUCGUGUAGGCUUACCCUGGCAUGACGUUUUAAUAACUGUGUAAAUCUCUCUAGGACAAGGUGACUUUUAUAAAUAUACUCACCUGUAUUUACCCCCAAAUUCAAUGCUAAUUAGCUGCUAAUGUGGCUAUCGUAAAGGACUACAAAUGCCAUGAUGAUCUGGGCGAGACUGCCGAAUCGAGGCAAAGGUAAUAAUGUCUGGAUUAACUAAUGUUAGCGGAAUGUAAUAAUGAAUAAAUUGGCUACAUUUCUUUCAAUGGACAAUUCUGUGAACUGUCUUGUGCAAGUUUUAAAUUGACACAAUACCUGUUAGCAAAGGUGUCGGCUAGAGUUGACGUGCAGGAGCUUACAGGGAUUUGUCGUUUUGCAUUAUGUCUACGUUGAUGCCAAUUAGUAAUUUAUUUUCUGCAAGUAAAUAGAGCAGAAUAUAUUGAUAAGUCACCUUGUCCAACAGAGAUUAAUGUGGUUGUCAAAAUGUCCCGACAGGGUGUGCCUCCACGAAUCAUCCCUGAGUUUAAGGGUGUCUAAAAUCCCCUAUGGGGAAAAAAGAAUAGUGUGAAAAUGAUUGGAACCAUUUCCCUGUUUAACCCCUAUGUUUUAUGGGUAUUAUGACACCUUUGCUGUGGGGUUCUUUUGGCCCUCUUGCUCAGCCUAUUUCUCACUGAUUGUAAAAGAUCCGUAGUGUUAUUUGCUAAUGUUUUAUAAAAAUGUUUGCUAAAGUAUUUUUCACUAGAAAAUGAGUAACCUUACCGGCAAAAUAUACUUUUAACAUCUAAUGCUGUUAGCUGGCUAGAUAACCACUGCCUCUAAAUAAUAUAUACAUCUCACACACAGUGCAUUCGUAAAGUAUUCAGACCACUUGACUUUUUCCACAUUUUGUUACGUUACAGCCUUAUUCUAAAACUGAUUAAAUUGUUUUUUUUCUUCAUCAAUCUACACACAAUACCUG